AUGUUAUGGAUUGGGAUGUACCUCGCGUUAGCGUCUCUGGUUUGCAUCCUUUUCAUGGUGGCUGAUCUAUUACAUGGUUUACGUAGCAGAAUGCUAUCGUUUCCAUCUGAAUAUUUCACAAUUAAUUCUGCUUCUCUUACGGUAAUAUCUGUUGCAAUGAAGUUACCUGUGGAUCUAAGUGGUUCCAUGCCGGGUUAUGUGGACCAAGUGGCAAAGCUCGGAAGCAUGGCCUUUAUGUGUACCAUGAUGGCUAAUUUAUUGCUUUCUUUAGGAACCAUGGACAGCAAUGAACUUUUAUCAAACCUCGCAGCUUUGUCUGUUCAAGUCAUCACCUUGGUUGUGAAUGUUUGCAUUCAAAUGCAAACGGGAGCUGUAUCCAUAUCAACCCAUAAAGAAGAUCCCCGUAUCAUACAACUUACUUCACCUACACAUAUAAGUACCCAUCCUAAUCCUAUAUGUUCAUCUUUGGCGAUUCUAAAAUCCAAACAGAUUUUGGACUCAGAUUACCGAUAUGGUCUUGAGAAAGCUUCACAACACAUGCAACCAUCACCAGGAGAAAUAUUAACAGUUGAGAAGCUACAAAACCAUGUGAGAAACCAUUGGAUGAUGGUAGAAAGUGGCAGCUGCCUCCAUUUCAUAACAGCUUGCUUUCAUCCAACAUCUGCUUCUGGGGUAAUAUGUCUAUUAGUCACCAUCUUACACACUUAUACUAUGUCCGGGACUAUUAAAGCCAUGUUGGCUAAGGACUAUGGUUCGGAUUAUGGCUGGUCCAUGCUAGUAAUUCUCAUAGUACAAUCUAUCGGAGUCCUGAUUGGUACAAUUGUACCACUUUCUAGAUGUUUUGCAACCUUAGAAUUUAAAACGUCCUUUUCAAUCCACUUUAAGGUCUUUAAAGUAGAACCUCAUUGGACUCAUAAGUUAAAUGAUUGGAAACGAGCUAGUAUAAGACUCCCAUUUCAUAGCCGCACUUCCAAAAGGCUAAUUCUCUGCAUAUGUAUACAACUUCAGGAGGGAGUUGUGGUGUUGUGCAAGAUAAUAGCCUUGAUUCCGUUAGUGUUUGUGAUAUGCGUCUCUUAUUGUUUCGAUUAUCUGAAGUCCAUGUUUAAUUCAUUGAGAGAAGAUGAGAGGUUUCACCAAGAUGUAAUCAUAGAUAUUAACCCAUAUAUUUUGUAUUUUGAAAAUGGGAUGUGGGUUGGUAAGAGAACAUUGGAAGGCUUUUCAAAAUCAGUGAACCCAUUGAUACAAAAGGGUGCAAAAGGCCAACCUAAUUAUCUAAUAAAGCUCAUUCGAGAAAACUCUACGGUUGGUUUUCAUGGAGUUGCAGUAUUUGACCAGACUAAUGAUGAUGAUGAUGAUUGUUGGAGUUUAAAUGUGGUAACCCUUACAACGAUUGCGGUUUCUCUACCUGAAAUCGAAAAGGAGAAAGUUGAUUGUUUGUUGGAAUGUGUUAGGGAAGGUCUAGUAUAUGUCACAUUGGUGGAAAAAAGCCUGGAUGUUAUUUAUGAUCACGUAAUUCGUCAACAUGCAGCUGGAACUUUGUGGCAAGAAAUUAGAUUCACCAAAAAAUGGUUAGGAAACGAGUUGCAAAACCCUGCUUCUCAAAACGAUCCACCUGGACAGAUUGUUAAAUGGUUCAGGGAGAAGGCUAAAAAUCACUUGGAGUUCUGCUGGAAUGAUGAUGCAGACGGUGAUGAUGCGACGCACAGGCGUAUUUGUUUCAACUCGAUGGACCGUAUAACCGAAACAAUUAUACGUAGGUACGGCACCAACAUUGAUGAUGGCACCCUUGUCUCACCAACUUACCACAAAUCAUAA
This is a messenger RNA of Helianthus annuus (common sunflower), 1815 nucleotides long. RefSeq lists its product as uncharacterized. The record is from RefSeq and is a predicted model, not a curated record. The coding region runs from base 1 to 1815 and encodes 604 amino acids. The transcript is spliced from 3 exons. Lineage: Eukaryota; Viridiplantae; Streptophyta; Magnoliopsida; Asterales; Asteraceae.